AAAUCGAGUAUGUUAGUGAAAAACCCUAGAUCGUAAAACCCCCAGCGUCUCGUUUAGCUCACGCUCGCUUCUCUGUUUUUGGAGCUUCCGCGGUGCAGCAGGAAAGAACGGAAGGGAAAAAAAAUGGAGGCAGCGAGGAAAGUGAAGGACGUCUCUCCUCAUGAGUUCGUCAAGGCCUACGCCGCUCACCUCAAACGCUCUGGCAAGGUGGAGCUUCCUCCAUGGACUGAUAUUGUUAAGACUGGCAAACUGAAGGAACUUGCUCCAUAUGACCCUGACUGGUAUUAUAUAAGGGCUGCUUCUAUGGCAAGGAAAAUAUAUUUGAGGGGGGGUCUAGGUGUUGGUGCCUUCAAGAGGAUAUAUGGAGGGAGCAAAAGGAAUGGCAGUCGCCCACCACAUUUCUGCAAGAGCAGUGGUUCUAUUGCUCGUCACAUUCUUCAACAAUUGCAGAACAUGAACAUCAUUGACCUUGACCUGAAGGGUGGGAGAAAAAUUACAUCCAGUGGCCAGCGGGAUCUUGACCAAGUCGCUGGACGAAUUGCAAUUGCUUGCUGAGAGGUUAGUUUGGGCUUUGCUAAGGAGGGGGAACAGAUCAGAACUAUUUGGAAACUAGUUGCUUGAAUGAGAGUAGAUAUAGAGAAGAUUAUUAAUUCAUUGUCUUGUUUUUUCUGACGCUUUUCUUUCAGUGAACAUGUCUCUGUAUUGCAUGUGCUAGUUGUUGACUGCGGCUUCUAAUUUCAUGUCAUGAAUUUUGAAACUCA
This is a messenger RNA of Populus nigra (black poplar), 761 nucleotides long. RefSeq names its product small ribosomal subunit protein eS19x-like. Lineage: Eukaryota; Viridiplantae; Streptophyta; Magnoliopsida; Malpighiales; Salicaceae. The transcript is spliced from 4 exons. The coding region runs from base 124 to 555 and encodes 143 amino acids. The record is from RefSeq and is a predicted model, not a curated record. Gene Ontology annotation, cellular component: cytosolic small ribosomal subunit; ribosome. Gene Ontology annotation, molecular function: structural constituent of ribosome; RNA binding. Gene Ontology annotation, biological process: ribosomal small subunit assembly; translation.